AUGCGAAAAUUGUUAAAUAAGGGUGACGCUAUUGGAAGCAACCGCCCACUGGAUAGGAACCAGUCGUUAGUAAAGCCACGUGGUGGCGCAGCGAAAUUGUUAAAUAAGUGUGGCACUAUUGGAAGCAACCGCCCACUGGAUAGGAACCAGUCGUUAGUAAAGACACGUGGUGGCGCAGCAAAAUUGUUAAAUAAGGGUGGCACUAUUGGAAGCAACCGCCCACUGGAUAGGAACCAGUCGUUAGUAAAGUCACGUGGUGGCGCAGCAAAAUUGUUAAAUAAGGGUGGCACUAUUGGAAGCAACCGCCCACUGAAUAGGAACCAGUCGUUAGUAAAGUCACGUGGUGGCGCAGCAAAAUUGUUAAAUAAGGGUGGCACUAUUGGAAGCAACCGCCCACUGGAUAGGAACCAGUCGUUAGUAAAGCCACGUGGUGGCGCAGCAAAAUUGUUAAAUAAGGGUGGCACUAUUGCAAGCAAACGCCCACUGGAUAGGAACCAGUCGUUAGUAAAGCCACGUGGUGGCGCAGCAAAAUUGUUAAAUAAGUGUGGCACUAUUGGAAGCAACCGCCCACCGGAUAGGAACCAGUCGUUAGUAAAGCCACGUGGUGGCGCAGCAAAAUUGUUAAAUAAGGGUGGCACUAUUGCAAGCAAACGCCCACUGGAUAGGAACCAGUCGUUAGUAAAGCCACGUAGUGGCGCAGCAAAAUUGUUAAAUAAGGGUGGCACUAUUGGAAGCAACCGCCCACUGGAUAGGAACCAGUCGUUAGUAAAGCCACGUGGUGGCGCAGUAAAAUUGUUAAAUAAGUGUGGCACUAUUGGAAGCAACCGCCCACUGGAUAGGAACCAGUCGUUAGUAAAGCCACGUGGUGGCGCAGCAAAAUUGUUAAAUAAGGGUGGCACUAUUGCAAGCAAACGCCCACUGGAUAGGAACCAGUCGUUAGUAAAGCCACGUAGUGGCGCAGCAAAAUUGUUAAAUAAGGGUGGCACUAUUGGAAGCAACCGCCCACUGGAUAGGAACCAGUCGUUAGUAAAGCCACGUGGUGGCGCAGUAAAAUUGUUAAAUAAGUGUGGCACUAUUGGAAGCAACCGCCCACUGGAUAGGAACCAGUCGUUAGUAAAGUCACGUGGUGGCGCAGCAAUAUUUUUAAAUAAGUGUGGCACUAUUGGAAGCAACCGCCCACUGGAUAGGAACCAGUCGUUAGUAAAGCCACGUGGUGGCGCAGCAAAAUUGUUAAAUAAGUGUGGCACUAUUGGAAGCAACCGCCCACUGGAUAGGAACCAGUCGUUAGUAAAGCCACGUGGUGGCGCAGUAAAAUUGUUAAAUAAGUGUGGCACUAUUGGAAGCAACCGCCCACUGGAUAGGAACCAGUCGUUAGUAAAGUCACGUGGUGGCGCAGCAAAAUUGUUAAAUAAGGGUGGCACUAUUGGAAGCAACCGCCCACUGGAUAGGAACCAGUCGUUAGUAAAGCCACGUGGUGGCGCAGCAAAAUCAUAG
Parnassius apollo (apollo) is the source of this 1494-nucleotide messenger RNA. NCBI's taxonomy places the organism in Eukaryota, Metazoa, Arthropoda, Insecta, Lepidoptera, Papilionidae. The record is from the annotation of a GenBank genome assembly.